AUGCUUAUACUUCAUGUAAUAAUAUCAUCACAAAUCUUAGUUUCUCAUGAAAAUAAUAUUUAUUCGUCAUUCUAAAAUCUAAAAAAAAACAGUAAUGCAUGGAAUACAGCAGAUAAAAUGAUAACAUAAGUAAUGAUUGUAACUAUAGUUUUUUUAGCAAUUGAAUUAGUUUUUUUGAUUGUAGGAUUAAAUAUGUUUAAUGAUAGAUUUAAUAUUAUACUAUUAAUAGGAGAUGCCGGAGUAGGAAAAACCCAUAUAAUAAAUCGAUAUGUCAAAAAUUAAUUACCUAUGACCAUAGUCCCGACAAUAGGAGUAGAGUUUGCCACAAAAACAGUUACAUUAAAGGAAGGAGGAACAAUAAAAGCGUAAAUAUGGGAUACGGCAGGGUAAGAAAAAUAUAGAAGUAUAACAAGCGCUCAUUAUAGGAAAGCAGUAGGAGCAUUACUAGUAUAUGAUGUAACUAAAGAUAAAUCAUUUAUUUCACUUUAAAAAUGGUUAGAAGAAAUUAGAAUGCAUGCCGAUAAUGAUAUUGUUUUAAUGUUAGUCGGAAACAAAGUUGAUUUGGUAGAAAAAAAUCCUUAGUAAAGAAGAGUUACUAAGGAAGAAGCUGAACAAUUGGCUAAAGAAAAUAAUCUUUUAUUUGAAGAAAGUAGCGCAUUGUUAGAUAUUAAUAUUAGUUAUGCUUUUUAAAAAUUAUUGGAGGAAAUUUAUGAUUAAAAAAGUAGAUUGAUUAGUGAACCUUCCUUUAUUAAAAAUAAAUAAAGUAAUUAAGAAUAUGUUAAAAGUCUAAUUGAUUCUAAAAAUCUUAAAGAUAAUAAUAAUAAGAAUAAUAAUAAUUUAAAUUAAAAUAAUUUUUGUGAUUGUAAUUGA
Ichthyophthirius multifiliis is the source of this 870-nucleotide messenger RNA. RefSeq lists its product as hypothetical. Gene Ontology annotation, cellular component: endosome. The record is from RefSeq and is a predicted model, not a curated record. The transcript has 4 exons. Gene Ontology annotation, molecular function: GTP binding; GTPase activity. Lineage: Eukaryota; Ciliophora; Oligohymenophorea; Hymenostomatida.